This is a messenger RNA of Phragmites australis (common reed), 3799 nucleotides long. Its product is annotated as B3 domain-containing protein Os02g0598200-like. The record is from RefSeq and is a predicted model, not a curated record. Lineage: Eukaryota; Viridiplantae; Streptophyta; Magnoliopsida; Poales; Poaceae. Bases 216 to 3257 code for a protein of 1013 amino acids. The transcript is spliced from 8 exons. Gene Ontology annotation, molecular function: DNA binding.
GUGGUUUCCACGGGGAACUAUCCACGCGGGUCCAGGUCGAGAUCGCUUCCCCGUCAGAGGCGCUCGACGUGAGCCUCUCCGCCACGCUCUGAAGACGCGAGCCCCCUCGGCCGCCACCGCCGCGCCCUGGCUCCUACCACCCUGCUGUGAAAAGAGUUUGGUGAUGUCAUUGUUUGGUAAGGGGAAGAAACGGAAUCUUGAUCGGGUUUGAGAGGAUGAGUGGUGUUGUCCCCGAGUUUGCAUGCCGGAAGCGGCUGAGAAGCUGCGACAAUGCCAAGAAGAACCUUAAGAGUGAUGACGAUGAGGAUGAGGUGAAGAAUAGGAUGAUACCGGCUGCGUUCUUUGAGAAGGAGAAGAAAAAGAAAAGGCUAAACAAUGCCAAUAGUGAGAAGAAUAGCAAGGUGUCCGCCACAUUGUUUGGGACAGAGAGGAAAAAGGAAAAGCUGAACAAAAUCAACAGCAAGAAGAAGAUGAUGGCUGAUGACCAGGAGAGGGAAGAGAGCAAGGUAAGGAAUGACCACAAUAUGGUAAAGAACAGGAAGGUGUGCACUGCAUUCUUUGAGAAGGAGAAGAAAAGGAAAAGGCUGAAGAAUACCAACAUUGAGAACCUGCAGAGUGAUGACAAUGAAAAGGAGGUGAAAAUGUGUAAUUGUGAUAGUAAAGUGAAGAAUGGGAAGGUAUCGGCAACAUUCUUUGAGAAGGAGAAGAAAAAGAAAAUUUUGGGCAGUGACAAUGCCAAGAAGAAGACGAAUGACAAGAAGAGGAACACACCACUCUCAUUCAGUAAGAAUAAAAUGCAGAACAACGACAGCAAGAAGACUGCACCAAUCAUAUAUGCUGUUAAGGAGAAGAAUAUGAGGCCCAGUCAAAGUACGGAGAUUAAGAUGCGACACAAUGGCAAGCAGAAGAAGAGGAAUGUGCCAUCUGGUAUAUCCAAAGAGAAGAAAAUGCAGACAUUAAGUGACUCUAACUAUCAAAAAAGGAAGAGGGUAGAACCGCACACACUAUUCAAGAAAGAGAAGUGGAUGCAGUUUGAUCAUACUGAUAAGAAGACCCGUACUGAUAAGGUGAAGGAAAAGAAGAUCUGUGGUGACGGCAAGGAAAAGAAGAGGAAGGAGCCCUUCGCAUUCUUCAAGUUCAUAUGCAACAAUUUCGAGGAAUUUCUGUUAAUACCACCUAUGGUCACAUGCAAAUUGGAGAAUUUGACUAAUCAUCAUGUAUAUCUUGAGGAUGCAGAGGGAAAAUGUUCAAAGAUCAGGCUGUCGGUGGUGGAUGGUUACCUUGCUUUUCAUCAGGGAUGGAAUAUGUUUGUUUCAGACCAUUUGAUUAAGUGGGGUGAGUUUCUGUUGUUCGAGUACACUGCCAAGUCAACAUUUUCUGUGCGGGUUUUUGGUAAAGAUUCUCUUGAAAGACUGCAUUUCAAUGUUGAAAGAGAAAGAAAAGGUGUUAAGGAGAAACAUACAUGGAGUAAUAUGUCACCUGAUGAUUUGGUCUCAUUCGAUGGGAACUCAGAAGACAUAGAUGAUGACCACUAUCUUUUUGGUGAAUAUCCUAGGAGAAAAGUGCCUGAAACACAUCAUGUGACUGUUGAAGGCCCUAAAAAUGUUGAGUGUGGGGUUGGGUCUGGACCAGAGGCUCUAGAUAAAAAGAAUGGGAAUUUGGUCAAUCGACAAUGCAAAACAAAGGGUAUAUCUCCACUGCGCAGCCAAGAAAAAACUGUAAUUCUAAUUACGGAUUCAGAACCAUCAACACAUGAAAAUGAGAAUAUAAUGAAGCUAACAGCAUCAGAGGCUGAUUCCGAUACACAUCAUGUGGCUUUUAAUACCAACGAAGACCCUAGAAUACUUCAGAGCGGGGUUGGGAAUGGACCCUCAGUUGUACUAGAUGACAAGAAGGGACCUGAUGCACAGCGUGAAAGCAAGUGUACUUCACCGACAUGCAGCAAAGCUAAAACAAGAAGAUCUGAAAUAACUAAUGCAGCUCCUUCAACGCAUGAAAAUGGUAAAAAAGUGAAACAUGUAUUAGAAUUACAUGAUUCAGAUGAAGAUUUAAGAACAAAACAAGAAAUAAAUUCCAUUCGUUUAGAACCUACUACAUCCAUGGAGAAGUAUUAUAAUAAUAGCAAGAUGAAUAUCAGUCAAAACAUUUGCAGAAAAUAUGAAGCUCAUGGAGGUUUUCUAUGCUUGGAGAAGUGGAGGAAGGGUAUUGUGACUAGUGGUCGAGCAGCUCUCGAUGGCACUGGACUGAUUAAACCUGAAAAUCCACAAAAAACUGAUAGUCAAUUGGUAGGUGAUUACGAUGCAAUUGGACUAAACCCUGUCGACAAGUGCUUUUGGUCUGAGGGCACUCAUGCCUGUGUCCAACCAAUAUUCACCAUGCCCGUCAAAGAACCCUCAAGUCCUGACAGGGUAUCCAUAUGCGGACACGGCGGGACAGAGAUCGACCAUAGUAUCGAUGGAAAAGGUGCUGCUGUUCAACUUCAAACAAAAAAGGAACAAUUGAAAACCGUGGGAAGCAUUGUAAAUAGCCAAAGGAACAAUAUCCCUGCAUGUGCAAACCCUGUUGUUGCGGGUAAUCAUGGUGCAAUAGGGCUAAACCCAGUUGGGUCUGAAGGAACUUGUGCAUUUGUUGAAUCAGUGCUUACCAUGCCCGUUGAGAAAUCCUCGAGUCCUGACAGGAUAUCCAAAUGUGGAAGUAGCAGGACAGAGAUUGAUCAUAAUGCCGAUGGAAAAGGCUCUACUGUUCAACUUGAAACAAAGAUGAAUCAAUUGAAGCCAGUGGGAGGCAUUGUAAGUAGCCAAAGUACCAACAUUCUUGUGUGUGCCAACCAUGUAGUUGCAAGUCAAUCAGAACAUUGUUUCUCCAAACAGAAAGAUAGAAAGUCUACUGAUUGUGUGAUCUCGGUGUCUUUGAUGCCUAUGAAGGCCGAAAUUCUGGAGUUAGAUGAUCGUUCCUUACUAAAGAUCAACUUGCAAUUCUGCAUUCCUAAUACCACUCGGAAAUGGCUUGAGCUACCAAAGUCGCUUUCCAAUGCUCUUAGACAAAGAAGGCAAGAUCAGAACGUUAUAAUGCUGAAGGAUCCCUUGAAGAGAUUAUGGCCAGUUCUUUACCAUGAGAACUCAGUAUUUGUGGGCUUCACCGCAGGCUGGAAACAUUUUGUUGCAGCAAACAACCUUCAGACAGGGGAUCUCUGUGAGCUUUUUAAAGAGCCAGACGAUGAAGAGCCAGUGUACUCUGUUCAGAUCACAAAAAAAUGAGUCUGAUGUGUGCACGGUGUACCAUCUUUUGUAAAAGUUGCAUGGUCCUUGUAUAAAUAUCGGCCUGUUUGGAAUUCUUGGGGUUUAGUUCAAAAUUCGAACCAAAAUUUAAAAUUUCACCUCGUCGGUACUCACUCCUUAAGCAUCAGGAAGCAUGCUUCAGUCAAACAACUCCACGGAGGUGCACCCAAUUUGUGUGAAAAACAGCCAUCCAGUUGGCCAUUUUGACAAGGAUGCAUAUUUUGCCAUUUUGCUGUGUACAUAUAUGUGUGUAGUACCCGCUGUCUGUUGUAGACUGUGAUUGGACUUUCCAUGAUCAACCUCUUAAAGUCAGGCAUGCAGGGACUGCAUCUGCACCUGUUAUAUUAGAUGUUGGAACUAGACCAUGAGUUUGCUGUACUCAUGAAUCUUGAUGCUGCAGUGAUAAGAAAGCGUGUUGACCAUGUUCACUUUUCAUCUUUGCUCCUUGAUCCUGGUAAUAUUUGGACCGCCAUGCCUGAACUGGAGAAGGAUUUGAAUAUAAUGUGCUGGUAAUACUUUUA